AUGGUGACCAGCAGAGAAACAGCUUCUCUGACACUUGGAAUCCAGAUGCUGGAAUAUAGCAAUGCCCAGGUUUCCUGGGGUUAUCCACCACAGUGCCAUAAUUCCAGAGCUGGCUUCCUGGGAUCAGUAGACACAGAUCUGGCCCUUCUGUCAACCAGUGACAGCAGAGACACACCCUCAGAUUUGGCUGGGAAGACAGCAAUAGAACAAUGUCAAGUUGAUGCCAUUGUGGACACACUGAAUGAUUUCAUGUCAAGUUUUCCCUGGACAGAGAAAAAUCAAGAAGUAAAAAGUCACGUGUUUAAUGAGCUGCUUACACGUGAGGCACCUCACCUUCUGCAAGAUUUGGAAACAUAUUUAGGGGACAAAGAGUGGUUGAUUGGUAACUCUGUGACUUGGGCAGAUUUCUACUGGGACAUCUGUAGUACCACACUCCUGGUCUUUAAACCUGACUUGCUGGACAGCCACCUGAGGCUGGUGACUUUGCGGAAGAAAGUCCAAGCCAUUCCCCGCAUCGCUGCCUGGGUGCAACGCAGACCCCAGACCAAACUCUAGCUGAUCCGUGCCGCCUCUGGCUUUGCUGUUCACAGUCAUCUCUCCCUCCAAACACGCCAGCUCCAUCACCUGCCCCAAUAGCCUUCCACACACUCCCCACCCUACCUCCACCAGGACAUCCACUAUUGCCAUAUCCUGGAUUAAAAAAUAGUAUUGAGUUUC
Chinchilla lanigera (long-tailed chinchilla) is the source of this 717-nucleotide messenger RNA. Its product is annotated as hematopoietic prostaglandin D synthase. The record is from RefSeq and is a predicted model, not a curated record. The coding region runs from base 1 to 555 and encodes 184 amino acids. Gene Ontology annotation, molecular function: glutathione transferase activity. The transcript has 5 exons. NCBI's taxonomy places the organism in Eukaryota, Metazoa, Chordata, Mammalia, Rodentia, Chinchillidae. Gene Ontology annotation, biological process: glutathione metabolic process.